Calliphora vicina (urban bluebottle blowfly) is the source of this 944-nucleotide messenger RNA. RefSeq lists its product as uncharacterized. The record is from RefSeq and is a predicted model, not a curated record. Lineage: Eukaryota; Metazoa; Arthropoda; Insecta; Diptera; Calliphoridae. The transcript is spliced from 2 exons. The coding region runs from base 12 to 788 and encodes 258 amino acids.
UGUGACACGAGAUGACUUCGAUGCCAGAAAGAAAGCAAAUUCUCGAACUGAUUGAAGUUUAUCGCACCUUACCCGCCCUGUGGGAUGUAAGGAGUCCGGAUUAUACUAAUCGCCGCAUAAAAGACGUGCAAUAUAAUAUUUUAUUGCAGAAAUACCGGGAAUCUCAGCCAAAUGCUGAUAAAAAUGAUUUACGUAGGCGCAUAAAUUUAUUGCGUACCUGUUAUAGGCGCGAAUAUAGACGGACUUUAAAUCGAAAAAACGAUCCAAAUGGACCUUACAAACCAUCGCUAUUUUACUUUAAUGCCUUGGACUCAUUUUUGAACUCGGUUGAAUUGACGCCUGUAAAUGAGAACUGUUCCACUUGCUCUGUAAAUGUUGUGAACUCUGUGGAAACGGUCAGUUCGAUGAGGUGUUUGAAUGUGACCGAACCAGCACCAAAACAACCAGAACCGAAACAACCAGAGCCACCAGUACCUAAAAAAAAGAAACCCAACCCUACCAUCGAACCCGUAAAACAGGCUACGUCAAGUUUAGCAACCGCACCAGAUACUAGCCAGCAAAUGGCCAAUGUCUGGGGUCAGAAGCUCUCAAAAAUGGAACGAAUGCAACGUAUAAUUGCCGAACGAGUUAUUAACGAGGUCAUGUUCAAUGCUGAAUUGGGCUUACUCAACACAAACACUGGUCUAACCAACAUAGGUACCGUCUACCACAUACAGUCUUCACCCGCGUUUACAGAGCCAAAGGAGGAAAUCGUUACUAUUGAAACUAAUGAUAUUUUUGGGAUUUAGAAACCUGUAAAUAGUGAAUUAUUUUAUUUCUUUACAAAGAAUAUCUAUCUACCUACCAACUGUGAACUUAAUUUUAAGUUUAAUUUAAGAGUACAUACAUAUUUGUAAGAAUGCAGUCAAUAAAAUAUAAAAUUUGUUAUAAAAAUUAAAAAGAAA